Molecule: messenger RNA, 9593 nt
Organism: Caenorhabditis angaria
Lineage: Eukaryota; Metazoa; Nematoda; Chromadorea; Rhabditida; Rhabditidae
Source: the annotation of a GenBank genome assembly
AUGGCAAAUCAAAUUGAGAAUGUAUCGGACUUGGAAUUUUCGAGAUUGAAAAAAUGCUUAAAUGGGAUUAUAAAGCACAAAAAAACUGUGGACGAGGACAGAAAAAGGUAAGUGUUUUCGAAAAUAAUCUCGAUUUUGGUUGUUUUAUUUUUCAUUGAAAAUUUUUGCAGACUUGGAGAAGAAUUAUCUCAUUUAGACCCAGAGGAUAUAAUAAAAUUGUUCCAACGACAAAAUGGAAGUAUAAAAUACAACUCCACCCUUCCGGAAAAAUAUCGGAAGUUGUCGGUAGAUUUGGAUGUGAUGUAUGAACAAUUUACAGAGUUCAUUAAAAAUGCAAUGGGGUCAUCAGACAAGGUUAAAGUUGUUAGUACACCAUUGACUAGUUUAGUAUGUGAUGGUGAAAAUGAUCCGGUGUUAGUUUUGAGACAACCAGAAAAUAAUGCAAAUGGUCGAAUGUUUGAUGAUGCAGAACAAACUGGUGGCAGGAUUAUUGAAGUAAGAGAUGUGAACUUUGGUUUUGUUUGGAAAUGAAGGGUUUUUGGGAAAAUAAAUUGGCUUCUCAGAGAAAGUCUGGCUUGAACGGCGCGAUCCGCGGACGAUUUUUCCCCGUUUUUAGAGUAAAAAUCAGUGCGCGGAUUCCGCGAAAAAAAUUUCGCGAACGGCGAAACGUCAGCCAAAGAGAGUCGAAUUUCGCGCAUUCCUCGGGUCCGCGGAUGGAGUCGAGAGGUAGGGAAUAAAAGGAUAAAUUGUAUCGCGUACGCGGCAACGAGGAUAGCUCACGGCAACGAGGAUAGGGAAGUGUGUAAGGUCCCGGAAUAAACUUUUAAUGAGACUUGGUACACAUAUAGAUUCGAACUCGCUGAUCUCGAAUUCGUUUUCAAAAAUUGCCACAAUUGCACCCAAAACGAGUUUUUCGCCAUCGAAAAUGCGCCAUAUUUCUCAUUGUUUCAUAUAUCAAACAUUUGCGGCCAACAAAAAAGAGCAGCCGGUGGCCGAGUGGUUAGCGCGCUUGUCUUUGAAUCUUUUGGUCUUGGGUUCGGUCCCGCUCCGUGGCGAAUUUUUUUUUUCGAUUUUUUUUAAUUUUUAUCGAUUUCAUCUCUGUUCAAGUGGCGUUUUUUUUUUUUGCAACAAACUUCGUAAUGUGUUUUUUUGCCCUUUUCCAGAACUUAAUCCACGCAAGAUAGAAUUUGAAAUCUGCUUGAAUAUUAUGAUCUUUUUUCGAACUAUUCAUUACGAAGUUCAGAAUUUGUUCAGAAGAAUCCGUUUGUAGAUUUCCAUCCGUUGAGUGCUGAUGUUUUUGAUUCACAUGGAGAUUUUCCUUCGAAGUCAAAGUUGCAAAAGUUCAAAAAGCAGUGGAUGCCUAUUUCGGGAAAGGAAAAAAACAUAAGAAUGGAGGAGUAAAAAGGCCAACUCUCGAAAUAAUGAAGAAGAAAUUCCGUUUCAUAACUUGUGCGAGUGAUUUGGACAAACUCCGGUAAGUCAAAAGAUGACCUCUUCUUCAGAAUAUGGCGCACAAAAAUCGAAAAGAUCAUAAUAUUCAAGAUGAUUUCAAAUUCUAUCUUGCGUGGAUUGAUUUUUGGAAAAGGGCAAAAAAAAAACACAUUACGAAGUUUGUUGCAAAAAAAAACGCCACUUGAACAGAGAUGAAAUCGAUAAAAAUUAAUAAAAAUCGAAAAAAAAAAUUCGCCACGGAGCAGGACCGAACCCAAGACCAAAAGAUUCAAAGACAAGCGCGCUAACCACUCGGCCACCGGCUGCUCUUUUUUGUUGGCCGCAAAUGCCACAGGUGAUUUCCAAAAGUAUAGCAAAACGUGCACGUGUCUCUAUACGUUAUGUGUACGUUUUUCUAUCCUUUAUGUAUACGUUUUCUAUCCUUUUUGGGUUGAAAAAGGAUAGAAAAAGGUUAAAGGGGUUGUCCUUCUACGUCGAAAAUCAAGUCCGCAAUAGUGCGUCACUUUUUAAAACUAACUAUAAGCAAGCCUAAAGUUGAUUAAAAUCACUUUCCAUAGUUGAAAAAUGUUAGGAAAUACGUUUCGCGAGAAAUACACACAAAUAAAUGAUGUGUGUGAAGAGCACACAUGUUUUUUAUAUGCACUAAAACCUUAAAACCUAACAAAAACAUGAAUAAAAUGGUGAAAACUCGCUCUAAAAUCAAAAUAAAAUAUGGAAUGUUUCAGGAGCACCUUAGCUCUAUCGAAUGAACCUAAGUUUCCCUGUAGCAGGACAACCCCUUUAAAAAAUGAAAAUUUCAGAGUGAGUCCCAAACUUUCAGAUAAGGUGUGUGGACUUGAACUAAGUAUCUGAAAGUGUGAUUUUAAGCUUCUUGGGUCACUUUCAGCUUUUCAUAGCUGAAAAUAGGCUGAAAAUCGAAAAUUUUGAAGUUGGGCUCAAACUUUCAGAAUUGGUUGGGGGACUUCUGAAAAGUGUGUGACGAGAUGAAUUUCAGCAUUUUCAGCUAGAAAAAGCUGAAAAUAAGCUGAAAAUCGAAAAAUUUUAAGUUUGGCCAAUAUUUUUGGAUUUUGUUGGGGGACCUUUGAAAAGUGUGUGACGAGAUGAAUUUCAGCAUUUUCAGCUAGAAAAAGCUGAAAAUAAGCUGAAAAUCGAAAAAUUUGAUGCUGGACUCAAACUUUCAGAAAUGGUUGGGCGACUCCAAAAUAGUGAGUGAAGCGAUGAUUUUUCGAUUUUCAGCCAGAAAAAGUUGCAAACGUGGUAAAAAUCGAAAUUUUUUGGGCUUCGAAAAUGUGUGUUUCUAGAUAAUAAUUUAAAACAUACAGCUACAAACCAGGUCUGUGCCGGAAAUUUUCCGAAUUUUCCGAAUUUCCAGAUCUUCCGUUUUUUUUAACGGAAAAAUCGAUUUUCUGAUUUUCCGGAAAAUGAUCUUUAGUAGUAAUAUUCACAAAUUUGCCUAAAUUUUGGGAAAUUUUCUCAGUUUAUGAUAGAAAAAAUGAAAUUUUUGGAAUUUUUUUCUUACCUGUGAACAGAAGAAUUGUAGAUACAAAUAAGUUUUUGUGCCAACUUAAGGCUGGAAAUCGAAAUUUCUGACUUUGAAAAAUUUUCCGAAUAUUUCGGAUUUUCCGGUUCAAAAAAUCCGGAAAUUUUCCGACUUUCCGUUUGCCGGGUUUUGAUUUUCCGGCACAGGCCUGACUACAAACCUAAAUAUGUCCUGAAAACAAACUACUAUAUUUUCAUAAUUAGUCAGUUGUGGCCCAGUGCCAAACAAAGGAAGGUAGCUAAUUUUUUUGUAACUUUCGUUCAACAGGGUUCAAUUAUCUAAAAUUCAAACUUUCUAUCAAAAUAGUAGACAUUUUCUGAAUUUGAGAUCAUCACACCCUAGACCAAUUUCAGCAGCCGAGAUUGUUUUUUUUUCGAGUGAUCGGGUUAGUUGAACUGCCAAAAUUUCAGAAAAAAGUUAUUCUGUGAGUCCUCGACUUUCUCUUGUAAAUUAGACCACGUGAUUUUCAGCUUUUCCUAGCUGAAAAUGCUGAAAUUCAUCUCGUCACACACUUUUCAAAGGUCCCCCAACAAAAUCCAAAAAUAUUGGCCAAACUUCAAAUUUUUCGAUUUUCAGCUUAUUUUCAGCUUUUUCUAGCUGAAAAUGCUGAAAUUCAUCUCGUCACACACUUUUCAGAAGUCCCCCAACCAAUUCUGAAAGUUUGAGCCCAACUUCAAAAUUUUCGAUUUUCAGCCUAUUUUCAGCUAUGAAAAGCUGAAAGUGACCCAAGAAGCUUAAAAUCACACUUUCAGAUACUUAGUUCAAGUCCACACACCUUAUCUGAAAGUUUGGGACUCACUCUGAAAUUUUCAUUUUUUAACCUUUUUCUAUCCUUUUUCAACCCAAAAAGGAUAGAAAACGUAUACAUAAAGGAUAGAAAAACGUACACAUAACGUAUAGAGACACGUGCACGUUUUGCUAUACUUUUGGAAAUCACCUGUGUGUUUGAUAUAUGAAACAAUGAGAAAUAUGGCGCAUUUUCGAUGGUUAAAAACUCGUUUUGGGUGCAAUUGUGGCAAUUUUUGAAAACGAAUUCGAGAUCAGCGAGUUCGAAUCUAUAUGUGUACCAAGUCUCAUUAAAAGUUUAUUCCGGGACCUUACACACUUCCCUUGUCAGCAAGGAAGAGAGAUGAAUACAAAACGACAGGAUUGGGAUCACAGGCAAAUUUACUAUGUGUACAUUAUUUGUACUGAAUGAAUGCUAAAUGAAUAUGUAUCAAUAAUGUGCUAAUAAUGCACACAUAGUAAACUGAAAAUUUUAACUAUGGAUGAAAUAUUAGUGAAUUAAUGGUAUUGAUUUUAGAUGACCAAUAAUUUACUCAUUAUGUACACAGUAUGGGUGGGUAAAAUUUUAACCAAAAACCACCAGUUUUUCAAAAUUGCUGAACAGAUUGUGGUGAUUCCAAAAGAGAUCACCAUUGGUGACACUGCUGGUGGAUUUUCGAAUAUUGGUGGGAUUGGUGGAGGGUGCACAAAAAUGUUUAAACUUGAAAUUCUCACAGUUGGCGUUAAAUACUCAACAAAAAAUCAGAAUGGUGUGAUUAUUCUCACUAUUGGUGUGAAAUUUCGCCAAGCACACCCAUCCACCAAUGGCCCAAAUCGUUCCAGUUUUGUUAAUAAAACGAUAUUUAACCUCAACACCAUUGGUGCACCCUCCACCAAUCCCACCAAUAUUCGAAAAUCCACCAGCAGUGUCACCAAUGGUGAUCUUUUUUGGAAUAACCACAUUCUGUUCAGCAAUUUUGAAAAACUGGUCGUUUUUGGUGAGAAUUUUACCCACCCGUAAUGUAUACAUAAUGAGUAAAUUAUUGGUCAUCUAAAAUCAGUACCAUUAAUUCACUCAUAUUUCAUCCAUAGUUAAAAUUUUCAGUACUAUGUAUGCAUUAUUAGCACAUUAUUGAUACAUAUUCAUUUAGCAUUCAUUCAGUACAAAUAAUGUACACAUAGUAAAUUUGCCUGUGAUCGAUGCUGGGUUAGAACUACAAAUGCAUACUAACUUCUGAUAGUUGUCAGGAUCUGACGCUGUUUUUGAUCUGACGCCACAAACCGUUUUCAACCUGUUCAGUACCAACAAAUUGAAAAUUUUCCGAAAAAAAUUUUAAUUGUUGUUUUUUUCAUUCAAAAACUUUUCAGAAAAAUGCGAAAGUGUUGGUCAAUUAUUUUUAGCAUGAGUUUUUUCGCAAGAGUUUUUUUUUCGCAUGAGUAUUCCAUUUUGAUUUCUUGACCAGUUUUUCGUAUUCAAACUAAAUUAUUGUUCAUAAUCUUGAAUAUUUUUCAUGGUUUUGGCUUAGUUACUGAAGGUAACAUGCAAGAUCGAAAUUGCACCCUUCUGGGCGUUUAACUAAGCCUAAAAUCCGUGUUCAUAGGGCUCAAAUAUUGAUUUUUAGCUUUCUCCGACAUUCAAAGCUUAGGCUUAGUGAACGAUCAGAAAAAGUUAAAACUCAUGCGAAAAAUUACUCAUGCGAAAAAAAACUUAUGCGAAAAAGUCAUGCGAAAAAUAAUUAACCGCUACCCAGUUGGAAUGACAUUCUAAAAAAUUAAAAAAGUCGAAAUUAGUUUUGACCAAAACACUUCUAUGGAUGAUCCAAAUAUAUUGUCAAUCCGAAAAAAUAAGAACCUUGGAAGAGAACCGAAAUGGCCGAAAAAACCAAAUCUACAGUAGACUUCGCAAAAUUUUGGAGUCCAUUUGAAAAAUAAAAUGCGAAAUUUACACGCUGGCUAUUUGCCAACCAGUUUGAUGUGCAUGUGUCACGUCAUUUUUAGUCUACUGUACGUGAGCGCGAAUUUAAACAGGGGGUUUCUUUUUUUUCGGAUUGACAAUAUAUUUUUACCUACGGUAAUUGGCAAAUUAGUGCUGUAUGUAAUUGUGCAUCACAGUGUAUAUGUGUACCAGAAAUGGUUCUCUGCGCUUUUCGAACAGUUUAAAUGCAUUUAUUAUUAGUGCGAGUUUUCCGAAUUUAAUUUCGCUAAAACAGGACACAGAAGCUCAAAAUGUGUACUAAAUAACUGUUAAAACAACUUAAAACUAAUUUCCAACUGGGUAGCUGUCUUUUACGGGUACAAACAGGUCGAUUACGGGAUACUACUUCCGUUACGGACUCGUCAUGAGUAGUUUGCGAAAUCCGUGUAAAAAUGUGACGUGCCUAGCGCAGUGGUAGAGCGUUCUAUUUGUGGUCAAGCCAUGCGGGUUCGAUAUUUUUUGCACCAUUGUUUGUUUGUUUUUUUUGGGGUCACUGUAGAUUAAACAAAACAAUCAAUUCAUGCAUUAAUUUUUUCAAAGAAGUAUAUAGAUAGAGAAAAAAAACUAGGAAAAUUAAAAACAGCAAUGGAAAUCUUAAAGAAAAGGUUGAAAAUAGAAAACAUUAUCAUUAAAAAAAAACCUUAGAAACCCUUGGUGAAAAAUAUACGUAAUUCAAAUGGUUGCAACCGCCGAAUUCAAAAUUCAAAAUAUAAUUGUUUACGACUUUCCUGCGUAUUAAUCAUACUGUUUCCAACACUUUGUCCUGGAUUUUCAUUGACGCAUUCAAUAUUCCUCGUUUUUUCUCUACCUCUAUACCUUUUCAAACAUUGUUGCAUGAAUUCGACCUUUUUCUUGAAACUACAGUAACCCAAAAAUAAACAAAAAAAAUUGUUGCAGAAAAUAUUGAACCCGCAAUGCGUGACCACAAGUCCAACGCUCUACCACCGCGCUAGACACGUAACUUUUUGAUUUGAAGUGUUGUGUAAAAAAAAGUUUCCUUGAAAGAUUCAAAUUUUUCAGGAAGUUGCCAUUUCUGGUGAUAGUGAGACAAUCAGAACUGUAUUUGGAGAAUCGUGUUCAAUAAGGCCACAAUCGCGUUUUGGAAUCGAUUGGGCAAAAUGGUUUCCACCUGUAACAUCGCGUACAUUUUUGUCGCAUUAUUUGCCUGCUUCUGGUGCCGCAUUUCAUAUAAUUUAUACAAUUCAUCUUUUCAGUCCCAACAUUAUCUCUGGGUUAGUUUUUGAUUCUGACAAUUUUUGGGAAGGAGAAUUUUUAGUGAGAUUGGAAGCUUAUCACAAUCCCCACAGUAGAAUUCUUGAAAUUGAGUUGGAAUGUAGAAACAUUUUAUUAAGAUUGUGUUAAGGACUUGUAGUAUCCUUAGCAGUAGAAGUACACCGGAAUAAAGAAUAGCUCAGAUUAUGAACUAACUACAACUGAAAGUGGAGGGUUUAAAUACUAGGAGAAUGACCUUCUAGAACAUUCUAGAAGGUCUAGAAUAAUCUAGAACAGGCCAGAACAUAAAAAGUGGGUCACGUACAAAAUUAAAUAUUCUCAGGGAAUCACGCGCGAAGUUUCCGCGAAUUGCAGGGCAAAAAUCUCCGCGAAAUCGCCGCGAGCGCGCGGCGAUUUCGCGGUUUGGGGUCACGCGUAUCGCGCAAACCUCGCGGUGCUCUGUCAAAAAUCAAAAAGUAGAGGUCACGCGAGACACAGCUAACCACUUAAAAUCAUACUCACUCGGCGGGACUCGAUCCGACACUCUCUGCUUCGUAUACAUCUCUCUUACCCACUUGACCAGCCUUGCGCUCGAGGCGUAACACUCAAAUGUGUUUCAUAUGUCUGCACUCUCGUCGACACACCCCGCGAAAUUUACGCGAAUUGCAAACAUUUCCGCAUUUCGCGGAAAUUUCGCGACAUGAUGUUUUCAAUCGAGUCACUCCGCUAAAUUUGCGCAAUGUUCACCGCGAAGUUUCCGCAAAAUGCUGAAUGCCCGCAAAUCGCGGAAACUUCGCGCGUGAUUCCCUGAGUUAUUUGUAUAUACUAGAAGGGCUUCGCUGGCUAACGCCAUCUACAGUAGUUUGACUUACUUUUUCUGAUUAAUUUUCCGGUUAGGGAAAGAGAAACAUUGAGAAAUGGCUGAAAAUUGUUGACUUUUUCAGAGAAUAGAAAGAUCAGAUAAGAAACGUGUCCUUUAAUUUUUUUGGAAUAAAAACGUGAUCAUUCUUUUUUACAUGAAAAAAGUUUUGAUUUUUCACGUGAAAACUCGCGCAUUUUUUGAAAAAUCGAAUAUUAGCGCAUCGACGGGAAAGAAUUUUGGAUCGAAUGGUGAAGGUCCCAUCAAAAAUGGUCUUCUGGAAAUUGAGAAAAGUCGAGCGACACAUUUUAAAAUUGAAAAAUACAUUGGAGUUUUCAAACUUUUCACUCUCCGCGCACUCACAGACAUUUUGAGGGAGAAUUUUUGAAACGCGCAUCAUUGUGCCACCAUUUAGAAACUUUUUCUUUUUUUGAUCAUCAAUUUUUAUGCGCACAGUUUUGAGAACGGAUCGUGGACAGACUCUUGCCAAAAAAAUUUUCCCAAUUAGUAUAUAGUAGAAUAGUAGAUUAAUUUUCCUGAUUGUGUCCUGUUUUAUAUAUUUUCCAUCAGAGAAAAUUGGGUAAUUUUUUUUAGAAACUAGGGGACCCUGCACAGAAAGUAGGCGUGUUCCUUUGAUCAAUUCAGUUGAAUCUGUUAAAUUUGCAUUUUAGUAAAUAAAUCUAACAAUGUAAGGGUUUCGAAACUAAGCAUAUAGUUAAAAAGAACGUUCUUCAAAUUUAUGCGUUUCGUUAAGAAAGUAAUAACUGUUUAGGUUAGAAAAGUUCAAACCGGGUCCCCAACAUCCAGAUAUUUUUUUUCUGCCUAGUCUGCAGUGAGAAAAGUGGGCUCUGAACGGAAAAAGAGGGGUUUAGGAAGAAAAGAGCGGGGUAGCUUUUGCUCAGAAUUUCGAGCAUAAUCUGAUCCUUGCGUUUAAAUUUUAUGAAAAGUGAAAAUAUUCCCACAUUUGAGAGCAUAAAGUCUCGAAAAGCCCUCUUUUCCGUCAAAACCUCUCUUUCUUUCAAAAACCCCUCUUUUUCUGAAAACCCCUCUUUCUUUUCUACACCUCUCCUUUUUUCCUAAACCCCUCUUUUUCAGCUUAGAGCCGAAAAGUGUGCCUUUUUUGUUUCAUUUUAUCGCCUGUGUGUGGGGUUCUUUAUAAAAAAUUGAAGUUAGUGUUCACACAAUUGAGAGGUGUUCAUUUUUAACGUUUUGUAUAGGAUAGAUUGAGAAGAAUUAUUUAACCAAAAAAGUUACAGUUAUAAUACAGAAAAAAGGAGAAACCCCUAGAUUCCUGUUUCCAGGUAGUGUUUCCAGGUAGCUUCUCCCCCCCCGCCGAAAUGAUAACUUCGAAAAAUCAUCCUCAACACUAAUUUUUUGCAGUUUGUUCUCCACCAGUGAUCUUGCUGUCAGUAAUACGAUUCUGUUCACUGCGAACGUUGGGCUCGGUUUCUACGUGUAUUUCAGAAGACAUCUGCACCGUGUCAAUCUAUGGGAAAGACUCGAAUUCAGUGUUUUGACAUCGACUCUUUUCAAUUUCGUAAGUUCGCGUGCCGCCGUUUCGUUCAAAGCAAUUUUUCCGGCAAAGUGAGUUUUGUGUCUUGAAUUCAAAGGAACCAAACUAAUAAGAAGUUCAUUUAGUUCAUUUCAGAACACAAACAUGGCUCAAAACAUUGUUUGCAACAUCGCUCAGUGUCUAUCUUUUGUCAAGAGCUUAUCGUCAUUUGGCGAUUUUGGAUGCGAAAAGUUCAAGACCUUCUGAAGCAAAUGAAGUGUUCACAAAGGAGUUAUGA